AUGCUGAUCUAUCUAUCUAUCUAUCUAUCUAUCUAUCUAUCUAUCUAUCUAUCUAUUAUUAUCCACGAACAGGCUGUUUUUCUAAUUUGGGAUAUAUUAUUCUAUUUUAAAUUUCGUUGUCAUUUUCAUUUCGUUUCAUUUUUCAUCAUUAUCUUUUUCUCUUCCUUUCUUUCUCAAUGUUCUUUGUUUGUUUGUUUGUUUCUUUCUUUCUUUCUGUUUCUCCUCCAUUUCUUUAUUUCUUUUUUCUCUCAUUGUUUGUUUCUCCUCCAUUUGUUUGUUUGCUUCUUUCUUUCUUUCUUUCUUUCUUUCUUUCUUUCUUUUCUUUCUUCAUUUUUCUUUUUUUUUUUUUGUUUAUUCCUUCAUUUGUCUUUUUUUUUUUUUUGUUUAUUUCUUUUUUCUUUUCUUUCUUUUCUUCAUUUUCUUUUUGUUUUUUGUUUAUUUGUUUGCUUUUUUUCUUUCUUUCUUUCUCCUUCAUUUGUCUUUUUUGUUUUUUGUUUAUUUGUUUGCUUCUUUCUUUCUUUCUUUCUUUCUUUCUUUCUUUCUUUCUUUCUUUCUUUCUUUCUCCUUCAUUUGUCUUUUUUGUUUUUGUUUAUUUGUUUGCUUCUUUCUUUCUUUCUUUCUUUCUUUCUUUCUUUCUUUCUUUCAUUUGUUUUUCCUUCAUUUUGUUUUUUUUUUUUUUGUUUAUUUGUUUGCUUUUCUUUCUUUCUUUUCUUUCAUUUGUCUUUUUUUUUUUUUUUCUUUCUUUCUUUCUUUCUUUCUUUCUUUCUUUUUUUCUUUCUUUUUUUCUUUCUUUUCUUCAUUUGUUUUUUGUUUUUGUUUAUUUGUUUGCUUCUUUCUUUCUUUCUUUCUUUCUUUCUUUCUUUCUUUCUUUCUCAGAUCCUAAAGAAUUUCUUUCUUUCUUUCUUUCUUUCUUUCUUUCUUUCUUUCUCAGGGAUUUUCUUUCUCCUCUUUUCCAUCUCCUUUCUUUCUUUUUUCUUUCAUUUUGUGUGUCUCCUUUCUUUCUUUCUUUCUUUCUUUCUUUCUUUCUUUCUUCUCACCGUUAGCAUUACCACCAACAAAUAUUGGCACCAUCAUAAUGACUGUCACCAUUCCCCCCCUCUUUUCUUAUCUCACCCCAUCCCUACCACCAACACCACUAAUACCAUCAUUCUCGCUGUGUCCUAUCAGGUGAUGAUAGCUGGGGAGAGAAGAGACAGAUUUAUCUAUCUAUCUAUCUAUCUAUCUAUCUAUCUAUCUAUCUAUCUGUGUGUUUGUCUACAUUAUCUAUCUAUCUAUGUGUUUGUCUACAAUAUCUAUCUAUCUAUCUAUCUAUCUAUCUAUCUAUCUAUCUAUCUAUCUAUCUAUCUAUGUGUUUGUUUGCAUUAUCUAUCUAUCUAUCUAUCUAUCUAUCUAUCUAUCUAUCUAUCUAUCUAUCUAUGUGUUUGUUUGCAUUAUCUAUCUAUCUAUCUAUCUAUCUAUCUAGCGUGGAAUUUAAACAUUUAUAUUUAUACCUGUAUUCCUGCCUAUCUAUCUAUCUAUCUAUCUAUCUAUCUAUCUAUCUAUCUAUCUAUCUAUCUAUGUGUUUGUCUACAUUAUCUAUCUAUCUGUGUGUUUGUCUACAUUAUCUAUCUAUCUAUCUAUCUAUCUAUCUAUCUAUCUAUCUAUCUAUCUAUCUAUGUGUUUGUCUACAAUAUCUAUCUAUCUAUCUAUCUAUCUAUCUAUCUAUCUAUCUAUCUAUCUAUGUGUUUGUCUACAAUAUCUAUCUAUCUAUCUAUCUAUCUAUCUAUCUAUCUAUCUGUGUGUUUGUCUACAUUAUCUAUCUAUCUAUCUGAUGUGUUUGUCUACAUUAUCUAUCUAUCUAUCUAUCUAUCUAUCUAUCUAUCUAUGUUUGCAUUAUCUAUCUAUCUAUCUAUCUAUCUAUCUAUCUAUCUAUCUAUCUAUCUAUCUAUCUAUGUGUUUGUCUACAAUAUCUAUCUAUCUGUGUGUUUGUCUACAUUAUCUAUCUAUCUAUCUAUGUGUUUGUGUACAAUAUCUAUCUAUCUAUCUAUCUAUCUAUCUAUCUAUCUAUCUAUCUAUCUAUCUAUCUAUCUAUGUGUUUGUCUACAAUAUCUAUCUAUCUAUCUAUCUAUCUAUCUAUCUGUGUUUGUCUACAAUAUCUAUCUAUCUAUCUAUCUGUGUGUUUGUCUACAUUAUCUAUCUAUCUAUGUGUUUGUGUACAAUAUCUAUCUAUCUAUCUAUCUAUCUAUCUAUCUAUCUAUCUAUCUAUCUAUCUAUGUGUUUGUCUACAAUAUCUAUCUAUCUAUCUAUCUAUCUAUCUAUCUAUCUAUGUGUUUGCAUUAUCUAUCUAUCUAUCUAUCUAUCUAUCUAUCUAUCUAUCUAUCUAUGUAUGUGUUUGCAUUAUCUAUCUAUCUAUCUAUCUAUCUAUCUAUCUAUCUAUCUAUCUAUCUCAGUUUGUUCCUAUGA
Messenger RNA from Acanthosepion pharaonis, 2442 nucleotides. The record is from the annotation of a GenBank genome assembly. Lineage: Eukaryota; Metazoa; Mollusca; Cephalopoda; Sepiida; Sepiidae.